GCGAUCCGUUUACCACGCGACGCGGAAAAUCGGAAAAGUUUCCGAAGUUUUUCUAACACGGUUUGUUUCUAAAACUACCUACAUUUAUAGACAACACGUUCGAAAUAUUUUUGAAUAUUCCAAGAUGAAUGUUGAUAUCGGUAAACUGAGGAACUGCCUUGUCAUAUAGAAGACACGGUUCUAUGGAUGGUCCCUCGUAAAGCUAAGGACACUAAUUAAACGAUGCUGGUCUCUAUGGUAGCCGCCUUUUUUGUGCAACUUAUUCUUCGAAAAGACAUAAUUGCUGCAGUCAGUUGGGAAGAAUGGUGGACUUAUGAUGGCAUAUCUGGGCCUGCAUUCUGGGGUCUAAUUAACCCGGAAUGGUCGCUGUGCAACAAGGGCAGGCGGCAAUCGCCAGUAAACCUCGAGCCCAGUAAGCUGCUUUUUGAUCCCAACCUUAGAACUUUGCACAUCGAUAAGCACAGGGUCAAUGGAGCCAUCAUGAAUACCGGUCAUAGCGUGAUAUUCACUGUAGAUAACGACACUCGACAUCAUAUAAACGUAACGGGUGGACCGCUCUCCUACAAGUACCAAUUCCAGGAGAUUCACAUUCACUACGGCCUUCACGACCAGUUCGGCUCCGAGCAUUCCAUAAAUGGAUACGCUUUUCCUGCCGAAUUACAGAUCUUUGGCUUCAACUCUCAACUGUAUUCCAAUUUUACGGAGGCCCUUCACAAAGCGCAAGGAAUAGUGGUGAUAUCACUAUUAUUACAGUUGGGAGAUCUUUCAAAUGCUGAACUAAGAUUACUAACUGAUAAAUUAGACAGGAUAAGAUAUGGAGGUGAAGAAGUUGAAGUGAAACGGCUUUCAGUCCGGGGACUGCUUCCGGAAACAGACUACUACAUGACAUAUGACGGUUCAACGACCAUGCCCGCCUGCUAUGAGACGGCAACGUGGCUCCUCCUGAACAUGACUAUCAUCCAUGAUAAAUUACUAACCAAAAGCCUAAUCCGAUUAAUAAGCUGCGUCAUCAAUAUAGUUGAACAAGUGGAUACCUUGAAUGGGAAACAGUGCCCUAGCAUGUACAAAGAUGUUCACUACAAAGCCAACAGUUGGAGGCAGCACUGAGGAAGACGAUAUAAAGUCAGAGACUUUAUGUAAAGUAAAAUCGGUUAAUUGGUUGAUCAGAAAGACCUCAGCGUCGGACACCAGUGAGUGUUUCUAAUAAGUUCGAACUGUGGAGAAAUCAAACAUAUCACUUUGUAAAUGACUACAUACAAGAAUAAAUGAAAGUAAUAAAUUUAACGGUUAAAAAUAAUAAUAAAAAAAAGAAAUGAACCAGAAAAUGCAUCGGUCACGUGAAAAAGACUAUUAGGCAAUGAUUAAUUAAAUACGUACAAAGUAGAAUCAGUGAAUUAUUUUACGUACCCACCUUUUUUAUGGCCUGGUCGUUCUCUGAAUUGAAACAUAUCCUGAAAGUAUUUGUCGUUGCAGAAAUUUGUCGGAAAGUUCAAUUAAGGAUGAAUCAAAAUUGGAGGAAGUACCUACAUGCCCGAAAUAAAAAUGUUCAGUCUCUCAUAGUCUCUGAAAGCGAGACUCGAGUCUCCGUCUCUCAUCGAGUCUCUCUGGUGUCGCUGAGAGAAACUGUCGAGAGACUGUCUAAAAAACUGUCUCGAGUCUCUGAGCGAGAGACUCGAGUCGCUUAUACAAAAAUCCUCAUUUCGUAUACAGUCUCUGAACGAGAGACUCGAAUCUCU
Messenger RNA from Agrilus planipennis (emerald ash borer), 1736 nucleotides. RefSeq names its product carbonic anhydrase-related protein 10 (gene CARPB). Bases 223 to 1107 code for a protein of 294 amino acids. The record is from RefSeq and is a predicted model, not a curated record. Gene Ontology annotation, molecular function: zinc ion binding; carbonate dehydratase activity. Lineage: Eukaryota; Metazoa; Arthropoda; Insecta; Coleoptera; Buprestidae. The transcript has 10 exons.